This is a messenger RNA of Encephalitozoon romaleae SJ-2008, 702 nucleotides long. RefSeq names its product cAMP-dependent protein kinase-like protein. The transcript has a single exon. NCBI's taxonomy places the organism in Eukaryota, Fungi, Microsporidia, Unikaryonidae. The record is from RefSeq and is a predicted model, not a curated record. Bases 1 to 702 code for a protein of 233 amino acids.
AUGAGUAGAGACAACGAGGCCUUUAAGAAGAUUGAGGAUAAGCUGAAGGAGUUGAAGUUCAGUGUUAACGAGGAUGUUGUCCAGAGCAUUUAUGAGAUGGCGUCGAAAGAAGAUGGUGAAGGCGAUCCAGGCAAGCUUAUCGAAAUGCUAGUAGAAGAUGGGACACUGAUGAGACUGCAGUUGAAUUCGAAAGAAAGUGACAAGAAAAGGCUCAAUGAGGAGUGGCGAGCUUCUCGUAGAAGUGGGGUCUACUCUGAGAGGGUUACUCCGGAAACAUUCCAACUGCGCUAUUAUCCAAAGAAUGAAGAGACAAUGAAGUUUCUUAGUGACAUUCUUGUUGGAGACAUUCCGUUUGGAUUUCUGAAUCCCGAUCAAAAGAUAAGGCUUAUUGAAUCGAUGGAGCUUAUUGAGAUCAAGUGUGGAACAUUUGUAAUGCAUGAAGAGGAUGUGGGGUCGCAGAUGUACAUUGUGGAGAGCGGGGAGUUUGAGGUUACAAGGGGAGGUUGUUUUCUUAGAAAGUUAUCCCGAGGAAGCUUUUUUGGGGAGAUAGCCCUCCUCCACAACAUCCCAAGAACAGCUACUGUCAAGGCAAUUAGUGAUGGAAAGGUAUGGGUUGUGGAGCAGACGUCGUUUUCGGGAAUAAGGAUGAAUGGACAGGAUCCUAAACAAGAAGAUCAUUCUGGAGGGUCUGAAAGAGAAUAA